Molecule: messenger RNA, 2214 nt
Organism: Diaporthe citri
Lineage: Eukaryota; Fungi; Ascomycota; Sordariomycetes; Diaporthales; Diaporthaceae
Exons: 5
Coding region: 1-2214 (737 amino acids)
Source: RefSeq, a predicted model, not a curated record
AUGCAGUCGCUUGUGACUGUUAACAACAACGUCAGCCUCAGUCUAGUGAGUGUGACAAUCGCACCAAGCACAGCCCUCGCCAUCUUCACCAUCGCCCUCGUCUUCCUCGCCUUGUACCUCCCGCCAUUGCCAUUCCGCAGCGCGAGGCACACCGACAAGUCUACAUCUCUCUCCAAGUACAAGUACUACGACGACAUCGCCCCCAACCCCAACAACGACUACCGCAGUCGCUUUGCAUCGUACUUCGACUACAACAAUACCUGGUGGUACCCAUACUGGAGUCGCAACCGCGCGGGCGACCCAAUCGAGCUGCGCGACCACCCGCCCCUGACCGAAGGCCUCCCCCAACCCCGCGCGACACUUGCCCUCGAGGAUAGCCGUCGCAGAUCGGGAACAGGAUCGCGCAUAGUGUUGCGCGCCACCAGGAGGACCGCCGCCAAGCCUAGGACCAGCGAAGGCGACAGAGGGAAAGAGAACAAGCCCAAGGACCAGCGCGACAGUGAUGCCGUUCGAUCCCCACGAUCACCUGGAAGGCUCUCUGCAAGACUUCGAAUCGAGGCGGACCUGAGCGAGAUGGAAAACUCGACGGUCUCCGCAGGUGGCUACAGCCCUCCGGCCUGGAGGCGCCUCGGAAACGGUGACCGGAGCAGCGGCUUUUGGCGCAAGGGGGACAACUUGCUAGGAUACGGCGGGUUGCCGCCGCAGUGGCGGAGCAGGGAGUCCAGCCCGGAAUAUGACAGCGUGGACGAGGACUGCGAUGACGACCAGAUACUCGCCGCCGCGAUCCGCACGAGAUUGCCCACCGGCAGCAUGAGCCCCGAGAAAGAAAGGAGCCCCGAGCCGGACUACAUGAAACCACGCUUCCACAACAAAGCUGCAAAUAGGAAUGGGAAUGAGAAUCCAAAUGCAAAGGCCAAGCCAAACGCAGACGCAGAUGCAGCUGGGAACGGAGAGGUUCGGAUCAAGAGCGAAGAACCCUCUAUGGAGGACAUGAAGGCGACCCUCGCCGCACUGCCGCAGAAAGACGAUCCUGAGAACUGCAUACAUACGUUUCGCCAGGCCGCCAUCAAUCUUGUGCGCUCAGCCUACAGGCUAGUCACAAAGAGCUGGUCCACCAUAAUCCUGUCCUCCCUCGUCGCGUUCCUGUCAAUAUCAGCUACGCGCGCAUUGUUCGAGCCUGCCUACGGGCGCCCUGUCCCGGACCUAGUCAAGGUCGCCGGCAUUGCGCGUAGCUUCGAGCCGCUAAUAUACUAUAGCGAAAACGGUGUCGCGCAAGUUGGUGAUCUGCAGGCGACCGGUGUCGCGGUGUGGGACCUCGGUGAGAGUGUGCGCAGCAGCAACCUGACCAGCGCGCCGAUCAUCGUCAAGGAGCUCGACGAGCUGAGUGACAGCCUCAAGACUUUGGCUAUCGAGCUCACCAAGUUCUUUGCCAAUGUCGACGGUGACAUUGAUGGCAUCUUGAUUGUAAUGGACUGGGCCCGUCGCGAGCUGUCUCAGGUGGCUUCCCUCCCCUCGGCGCCUCUCACCUCGGCCUUCGACAACAUCCACACAAUGCUCACCACCGCCGGCGUGCUCGAGACACCCACUGGCACGCCGACUCGCCUCGGCGCGAUCGCGACCUCCGUUUUUGGCAUGUCCAACCCGCAGCGCACGCGGCAAACACUGCAGCGCACGUUCAACGAAUUCCUCGCGGUGCUGGAGGAGGCCAUAAACAACGAGUUGCAGCACAGCCUGGCCCUAUUCGGACUGUUCGAGAGUAUCGACCACCAGUUCCUCAAUCUGGCGCGCACGGUGGUGCGCGAGUCCAAUGCACAGGACGAGCUCCACGCCGACCUGCUGUCGUCGCUGUGGACACGAAUCCUGGGCCCGCGGGCGAGCGACGUCAAGAAAUACGAGCGCAACCGCCUGCUGCUACUGAACGUGCGCGAGAAGACUGUGCGCAACAAGGGCAUCCUCGUCGAGCACAAUCACAAGCUGCUCGCCCUCAAGGCCAACCUCGAGAGCCUGCGCCGCAAGCUCGUCAGCCCCCUCGUGCGCAGCGUCAACUCGUCCACCCUCACCGUCGGCGAGCAGAUCCGCGGGCUCGAGGACGUCGGCGUCUACCUCGAGGGCGUGCGCACCCGCCAGAAGGGUAAACUCAUGGAGAUGCUCUACGGCGGCGGCAGCAACGUGGGCAGGGACAGGCUCAUCGAGCAACAGCCUGUGGGGGAGUAG